AUGAUAUCCUUCCUGUCCCCUGACUCGAAGUACGACCUCGAAUACCUCAGGGAAUGGCGAGUCUUGUACGGCCACAGUGUCAGCUUCUAUGACAAAGUCUCAGGGGCCUCGCUGGUCUCCAAAAUCUGCCAGGGCAAGCCCUUCGAGCGCGAGUGGUGGAACAAUGCCCUGUUGAACGAGGUCAAUGCCUAUCUGACGCCCAUCUUUCCGGGGAGUGGCGGCUUCUCGGUGGGUGUCGUGCUCUCCAGUAUGGCGCUGACCAUUUGGGCCUGCCAUAUUGCAGCGGAGCUGCAGAACGUCUGCA
Symbiodinium sp. CCMP2456 is the source of this 304-nucleotide messenger RNA. Lineage: Eukaryota; Dinophyceae; Suessiales; Symbiodiniaceae. The record is from the annotation of a GenBank genome assembly.